Molecule: messenger RNA, 1795 nt
Organism: Nestor notabilis (Kea)
Lineage: Eukaryota; Metazoa; Chordata; Aves; Psittaciformes; Psittacidae
Gene: FBXO7
Product: F-box protein 7
Exons: 8
Biological process (GO): autophagy of mitochondrion; positive regulation of autophagy of mitochondrion
Molecular function (GO): protein kinase binding
Source: RefSeq, a predicted model, not a curated record
UCCUGAUACCAGGUUUUUAAUAACAUUGAACAGAAAAGAUGCUCUCACAGAAGAUGAGAAAACCUUAGCUUCAUAUGGGAUUGUUUCUGGAGAUCUGAUAUGCUUACUACUAGAAGAAGCAGAUGGACAACCCAACCUACCUCCUUCUUCUUCUGCUUCCCCCCUGCUUCAGAAUGGUCAUGAGCCAUCCAACAAAAGUCAGGCCAGCACUCCAAAAGAAGGUCAGAAUGAGGAGUCUGACCACCAGAAAGCUCAGGUGGAAGUUCAAAAGAGUGAUGAGAGGGCAGGAUCCAGCCUAGAAUUUCCUUCAGGAUUAGUCCCAGAAGAUGUUGACCUGGAAGAGGGUACAGGUUCCUAUCCCUCCGAACCCAUGCUGUGCAGUGAAGCUGCUGAUGGUGAAAUACCGCACUCCUUAGAGAUGCUCUAUCUUUCUGCUGAGUGUACCAGUGCCACUGAUGCCUUGAUUGUUCUACUACACCUUCUAAUGAUGGAGACAGGCUAUGUACCUCAGGGGACAGAAACCAAGGCAGUAUCUAUGCCAGAGAAAUGGAGAGGGAAUGGUGUCUAUAAACUACAGUACACGCACCCCCUUUGUGAAGAAGGUUCUGCUGGUUUGACUUGUGUGCCUUUGGGAGAUCUUGUUGCUGUUAAUGCAACAUUAAAAAUCAACAAAGAGAUUAAAGGUGUUAAGAGAAUACAGCUAUUGCCAGCAUCCUUUGUUUGUUUUCAGGAGCCAGAAAAGGUUGCAGGUGUUUACAAAGAUCUUCAGAAAGUAUCCCGUCUCUUUAAAGACCAGUUGGUUUACUCUCUUCUGGCGGCUGCCCGACAAGCUCUGAACUUGCCAGAUGUGUUUGGCUUAGUGGUCCUCCCUCUUGAGCUCAAGCUUCGGAUUUUCAGACUUCUUGAUGUCCGUUCACUCAUCUCUCUUUCUGCUGUUUGCCGUGACCUUUACACAGCUACAAAUGACCAGCUUCUGUGGAGGUUCAUGUAUCUGCGAGAUUUCCGAGAUCCUAUUGCAAGGCCUCGUGACACAGACUGGAAAGAACUAUACAAGAAAAAGUUGAAACAGAAGAAGGAGGCCCUGAGAUGGAGGCAUAUGAUGUUUUUGCCCCCUACACCACAUCCAAUCCCCUUUCAUCCCAACCCAUUCUAUCCUAAUCCCUUUCCUCCCAACCCAUUCCCAUCAAACCCAAUCUAUCCCCCCAUGAUCAUUGGUGGAGAAUAUGAUGAAAGACCAACGCUUCCAUAUGUUGGAGACCCAAUUAACUCACUCAUUCCUGGCCCAGGAGAAGCACCGGCCCAGUUUCCUCCAUUCAGACCACAUUUUGACCCAAUUGGUUCUCUGCCAGGAGCAAACCACACACUUCCAGGACGAGCUGGUCCCAGUGACAGGUUUCCACCUAGACCCAGCCGGGGCCGCCCCAUGGACAUUCGCCGUGCAUUCAUUUGAUUGCUGCAUUUUCCUUCAGUGAGUUUUCUAGUCCCUGAGCUUGCUUUCUAACUGCAGGAGAUUGCAAAUCCCAGGCACUAACAUCUGCCUUCUCUUCUGAUUGUAGCAAGAACACGCGUGCAUGGUAAUGUUUCAACCACAAAGGCUGGGUUUGUGUUAUGCUCUGGUAGUACUGUACCACCUGGCACUAAGGUCUAUUUCACAGAGCUACAACUUAGGACAGUUUGUUUUGCUCUUCCCUGCCACCCCCUUUGCCCUUAAUCAUCUGUGAAGUGCUACUUGGAGACCAGAAGGAUACCGGCCAAAUAAUUUGCUGCAUCAGAUAAAGAGCACUUUAAAUACAAA